AUGAGCGCAGAAAAAGAAGCAGACUCGUCGUCUGCGCCCUCCACCAUCGACGACCACCGCCAAAGACUCCAGGAUGAGAUUGCUGCCAUGACCGAGGAGGAAUACCUGGCGGCAGACAAGAAACUUGUCGCUAAAUGUGACCGGAAUCUGGUCCCAUUCAUGUGUCUUCUCUUCACAAUGUCCUUCCUUGACCGAAUCAACAUCGGCACGGCUAAACUCGCCGGUCUCAACACUGAUCUGGGGCUCACUUCUCUCCAGUAUAAUACUGCAUCUAUGAUCUUCUUUGUCAGCUAUGUGGCGUUUGAAGUCCCAUCGAAUCUUGUGCUCAAGCGCUUUCGCCCAUCAAGAUGGAUUCCGUUGAUCAUGAUUGUUUGGUCAUUCUUCCAGAUCUUCAUGGGCUUUGUGACGAACUAUCACCAGCUCCUGGCUAUGAGAUUUUGCCUUGGUCUCGCCGAAAGUGGACUUUUCCCUGGUAUCUCGUUCUUCCUCGCAGGCUGGUACAAGCGCCGGGAAAUAGCCAAACGUAUAUCCCUGUUUUUUGCGGGGGCCGUUCUGGCAGGCGCAUUCGGUGGCAUCUUUGGAUACGCUCUAUCCCGUAUGGACGGCAUUGGCGGAAAAGCGGGCUGGUCUUGGAUCUUUAUCAUCGAAGGUCUCAUGUCCUUUGUUGUGGGCAUCGCCGCGAUCUUUAUGGUGCACGACUGGCCCGACAGGGCGAAAUUCUUGACGCCUCUCGAGAGGGAGAUGGUCUUUUUGAGGUUGAAGGAUGACGUGGGUAUCAUGCAGGAGGGACAAUUCAGCUGGAAGGUCAUCAGGAGGGCCAUCACGGACUGGAAGACGAUUUGCUUCAUGCUCAUGUACAUUGGGUGUGCUGAGCCCAUCUACAGUCAAUCUCUGUUCUCUCCCACUAUCAUAUCUUCCCUCGGCACCUACACAACACCCCAGUCUCUCCUUCUUUCCACCCCUCCCUAUGUUCUGACAUUCAUUACCACCAUGGUCACCGCCUAUUUCAGUGAUCGCACUGGAUUGAGAGGCUUCUUCCUGAUGUUUUGGAGUGGUAUCGCCGCGAUCGGCUACCUCCUAUUCCUGACUAUCCCACACACUCAUCCCGGAGCACUAUACUUUGCCGUCUUUUUGAGUACUUGUGCUAUCGGGCCCUGCAUCGCGGGUGUCAUUUCUUGGUCUGCGGGAACUUUCGGCAACCACUAUAAACGAGCCACGUCAAUGGGCUUUAUAUUCUCUCUCGGAAACUCUGGCGGCAUCAUCUCCUCUCAAGUAUACCGCUCCCAAGACACUCCGCGCUACCUUGUCGGUCACGGUGUGACUUUUGGCUUUACUGUGAUAUGUUUCAUCUCUUCUGUGGUCAUGUACCUUGGGCUCAGGAGGGAGAACAGGAGGCGAGAAAAGUUGUAUGGGCCCGCACCGGCACCGGGAAACCACCACGAGUGGGACAGUGAGGAGGGCAAGAAGAAGUGGGGGCUGGAGGGAUUGAGUAGGGAGGAGGUCGUCGAUCUGGGAGAUGACCAUCCUGCUCAUAGGUUCAUCUUGUAA
Cryptococcus amylolentus CBS 6039 is the source of this 1548-nucleotide messenger RNA. RefSeq lists its product as hypothetical. Gene Ontology annotation, cellular component: membrane. Gene Ontology annotation, biological process: transmembrane transport. Gene Ontology annotation, molecular function: transmembrane transporter activity. The transcript is spliced from 9 exons. The record is from RefSeq and is a predicted model, not a curated record. The coding region runs from base 1 to 1548 and encodes 515 amino acids. NCBI's taxonomy places the organism in Eukaryota, Fungi, Basidiomycota, Tremellomycetes, Tremellales, Cryptococcaceae.